This is a messenger RNA of Uncinocarpus reesii 1704, 1179 nucleotides long. Its product is annotated as methionine adenosyltransferase. Gene Ontology annotation, biological process: S-adenosylmethionine biosynthetic process. The coding region runs from base 1 to 1179 and encodes 392 amino acids. The record is from RefSeq and is a predicted model, not a curated record. Gene Ontology annotation, molecular function: methionine adenosyltransferase activity; ATP binding. NCBI's taxonomy places the organism in Eukaryota, Fungi, Ascomycota, Eurotiomycetes, Onygenales, Onygenaceae. The transcript has 4 exons. Gene Ontology annotation, cellular component: cytosol.
AUGGGCUCCAUUGCAAACGGUGUUCAGAGGCGAGAGGGGACUUUCCUCUUCACUUCCGAGUCUGUGGGAGAAGGCCACCCAGACAAGAUUGCUGACCAGGUAUCCGAUGCUGUUCUUGACGCCUGUCUUGCUGUCGACCCUCUGUCAAAGGUUGCCUGCGAGACUGCAACUAAAACCGGUAUGAUCAUGGUUUUCGGCGAAAUCACCACUAAGGCCAACCUUGACUACCAGCGGAUUAUCCGAAACGCUAUCAAGGAUAUUGGCUACGAUGACUCCGCAAAGGGUUUCGACUACAAGACCUGCAACGUCCUCGUUGCCAUUGAGGAGCAGUCUCCUGACAUCGCUCAGGGUCUUCACUACGAGCAGGCUUUAGAGAACUUGGGUGCCGGCGACCAGGGUAUCAUGUUUGGUUACGCCACUGAUGAGACACCCGAAUUGUUGCCAUUGACCAUUUUGCUUGCCCACAAACUCAAUCGCGCCAUGAAAGAGGCCAGAUUAGACGGCAGCCUUCCAUGGCUCCGCCCCGAUACGAAAACUCAGGUUACCAUUGAGUAUGCUCAUGACAACGGUGCCGUGAAACCUCUUCGCGUUGAUACCGUGGUGGUCAGCGCCCAACACAGUGAAGCUAUUACGACUGAAGAACUUAGAAAAGAAAUUUUGAACAAGAUUAUCAAGAAGGUUAUCCCCAGCAAUCUCCUGGACGACCGAACCAUUUAUCACAUCCAGCCAUCCGGUUUGUUCAUCAUCGGUGGUCCUCAGGGCGAUGCCGGUUUGACUGGCCGCAAGAUCAUCGUCGAUACUUAUGGCGGCUGGGGUGCUCACGGUGGUGGUGCUUUCUCUGGAAAAGAUUACUCCAAAGUCGACCGCUCUGCUGCUUAUGUUGCCCGAUGGAUCGCCAAAUCUCUUGUCAACGCCGGUCUUGCCCGCCGUGCUCUCGUCCAGCUCUCAUAUGCCAUCGGCGUCGCUGAACCACUCUCCAUCUUCGUUGAAACCUACGGCACUUCCACCAAAUCGUCCGACGAGUUAGUUAAGAUUAUUAGAGACAACUUCGACCUCAGACCUGGUGUCAUUGUUCAAGAACUCGAUUUGGCCAAGCCUAUCUAUUAUCAGACCGCAAAGAACGGCCAUUUCACAAACCAAAACUUCGCUUGGGAGAAACCAAAGACUCUCAAAAUUUAA